UGCUUUUGUUUUCAUGGGAAAAUAAUGCUGUUCUGUCAUGUAGCCUACCUACGAUCAAUAUUUAAGCCCAUGAAGCAAUUUGACAAAAUUUUAGAACUUUCAUCAACAUCUAAAAUAAAGAUUUGCAUUGGGCUACAUGGUGUGUGGGCCACGUCGCUGAAUUUUAUUUUAUCAACAACGUUUUAUUAGCGUGUAUUAAUGCACGGUUAACUUUUGGGGUCGGGCGCAAAUUCAUUUAACAAGUUUAAUCCCCCGUAGGCUAAUACAUCACCCCCUGUUUUCCUCUCAAAUCUUCCUUGGCGUCGCGCCAGAUCCUACGCCCCCCUUACUUGAGAUGCUAGGCAAGCUGAGCCAUAGGAAACGUAGGGAGGGCGAGCGUUCUCGGGCUGAAGUAUUCUCCUGUCACUGAGAGAAGCCGCACUGUUUGUUUUAAACUGAGCUAAGGCUAGCUCUAGAAAUGCAGUAAAUUCUAGGUAGAUGCGACACAGUGGCUGCGAAAGCGCACCGAUUUAUGGACCACGUCUGGAAUCUUUUUUUUAUAUAUAGUUUUGGUCACAUAUAACAGAUGUAUUUUAAUUUAGUUCAAUAAGUCUUUCUUUGUUGGCAUCGUCGAUGGAAGGAACUAAACUGGUAAUACCGUUAUUUGUACGUCUCAAUUAGUUUAUUGCAAAUAAAACAUUUUAAGACGGACGUGAGCUUCCUAAAAAGUGUUACAAUAGUUUGCAAAUCUUCGCGAAAAGUCGGCAAAUGACCUGAUGAUUCAAGGUUUACCGCCCUUUGUCUCAUAGGAUGGAGUGGUCUUUAAAAGGAUGCGCCACCCUGCUGUUUCUAGGCUCUUUGCUGGACCUCACAUGGCCCUUGAAUCCUGGUGACCCUAAUGUGUGCAGCCAAUGGGAGAGUUACACUACCUCAAUCAAGGAAUCAUAUGCCCGCCCAUACGACUGGCCAUCUGAGGAGCCCUGUUCUGAUGCUUGGAGUUUCUAUAAGUGCACCCGUCACAGGAUCACCUACAAGACGGCAUAUCGACAGGCUGUAAAGAUGGCCUACCGCAGGAGGUACCAGUGCUGUCCUGGAUAUUAUGAGAGCAGCAAUAAAUGUGUCCCCCGAUGUACGAAGGAGUGUGUCCACGGGCGAUGCCAGGCCCCGGACCGGUGCCAGUGUGAGGGCGGUUGGCACGGGGAAGACUGCUCCAGCGCCUGUGAUGAGGUGCACUGGGGCCCGGACUGCAAGCAGCUGUGUGCGUGUGAGAACAGGGGCCACUGCGACCCCCUCACGGGCUCCUGUCAGUGUCGCCGAGGAUAUACCGGCGCCCGCUGCGAGGACCCCUGUCCUCCUGGAACCUUCGGCAAGGGCUGUCUGCAAAAGUGCCUGUGUGGAACCGGUGGCUCUUGUGACCCAGAGACUGGGGAGUGUCGAUGCAGAGAAGGGUUCACUGGAACACUCUGUGACCAGCCCUGUUCCAGGGGACGCUGUCCCCACAGAUGCCCCUGUCAGAACGAAGGCCGUUGCCAAGGAGAGGGCGUGUGUGCCUGUCGACCUGGAUGGACGGGAAGGGUGUGUACAGAGCACUGUGCAGUGGGCCGCUUUGGGCUGAACUGCUCUCGGGAGUGUGUGUGUCACAAUGGUGGUCAGUGUGACCCGGAGACAGGACACUGCCAGUGUGCAGCAGGCUUCACAGGGGCCAGAUGCAGUGAGGAGUGUGCAGUGGGCAGCUAUGGCCAGGACUGCCAGGGUGUGUGCGACUGCGCCAAUGGAGCGCGCUGCUACAACAUCCACGGGGGCUGUCUGUGUGAACCCGGGUUCAUGGGCCCGCACUGCAGGGAGAGGAUGUGUCCAGAGGGGACAUACGGCAUGCGCUGCAACCAGCAGUGCCUGUGCCACAGCACGCACACGCAGAGCUGUCACCCAAUGAAGGGGGAGUGCACCUGUCAUCCUGGGUGGGCGGGGCUCUACUGCAAUGAGACCUGCCCACGGGGCUACUACGGCCAGGGUUGCCUAGAGACCUGCCUGUGUCUGAAUGGAGGUGUCUGUGACAGCGUGAGCGGGCGCUGCCAGUGUGCCCCGGGGUACAGGGGGGCGCACUGUGAGAUUCACUGUGAGAAAGGCUUCUUCGGUAAGAACUGCUCACAGUCCUGCACCUGUAUGAACUCCUUGGCCUGUUCCCCUAUCGACGGCACCUGCUUCUGCAAAGAGGGGUGGAAGGGCUUGGACUGCUCCAUUCCGUGUUCUGCUGGGACGUGGGGUCCGGGAUGCAACGGUACAUGCCAGUGUGCGAAUGGGGCUUCAUGUAACCCAGUGGAUGGAACCUGCACUUGUUCAGCGGGCUGGCAGGGGGCGCUGUGUGACCAAGCUUGUCCGACGGGCACCUACGGACCAGGCUGCUUGCAGAAGUGCGACUGCCUCCAUGCAGACAGCUGCCACAGAGCCAGCGGGCAGUGCCAGUGUUUACCAGGCUGGACUGGUGUCCGCUGUACCCAGCCUUGUCCAGAAGGCUUCUGGGGGCGCCAGUGCAACCAAAGCUGCUCCUGCCUAAACGGCGCCACCUGCCUGCGAGACAGUGGCAUUUGCGAGUGUCGUCCUGGAUACCAUGGUCCGCAGUGCCAGCACACAUGCCCACUGGGACACUAUGGGAGGCAGUGUGCUGGGGUGUGUCGCUGUGUCAACAACUCUACAUGCCAUCAUCAAGAUGGCUCCUGCCACUGUAACCCCGGCUGGACUGGGCCUGACUGCUCCCAGCGGUGCGCCCCAGGGACUUAUGGGUCUGGUUGCAGCCAGCGCUGCCUUUGCGAUGGUCUCUGUGAUCAUGUGACAGGGGCAUGUGUCUGCCCGUCAGGCUACACAGGCCACUUCUGCCAGUCCAAAUGCCGGGCCGGCCUGUUUGGGCCAGACUGUGCUCACAGCUGCUCCUGUCCCCCUAAUGCCAGCUGUGACCCGCACACUGGAGCGUGUGUGUGUGAGUCAGGGUGGGGACCUGACUGCAGAACAGAGGAUGGCAUAAGCGUGAUGGUGCCGAUGUCCCCGGUGGAGAAGGACUCGUGGGGGGCGAUCGGGGGGAUAAUCGUGCUGGUGGUUCUGGUGGUGCUGCUGCUGGGACUGCUUCUGCUCUACCGGCGGCGGCAGAAGGACAAGCAGAGCCGCACCCCCACCGUGGCCUUCUCCUCCACCCGCAUGGUCAACUCCCAGUACGCCCUGCCAGAUGUUCCUCUCAACUACCACCACUUCUACUCCAACCCCAGCUACCACACCCUGUCCCAGAACAGACCUCCUCUUCCCCACGUCCCCAACAACCAGGGCCACUCUGUCACCCACGUUAAGAACACGAAUAAUCAGCUCCUCUGUAAUGUGAAGAACAUGGAGAGGGAGAGGCUGGGGCUGUUUGGGGUGGAGAGCAAUGCCUCGCUGCCCGCUGACUGGAAGCACCACGAGACCCCGCCCCGUAAAGACAUGGGAGCAUUCGGAAUCGACCGCAGUUAUAGCUACAGUGCCAGCCUGGGCAAAUAUUACGACAAAGAACUGUCCAAGGACUCAUGCAUGGCUGUGAGCAGCAGCUCCCUGAACAGUGAGAACCCCUACGCCACCAUCAAGGACCUGCCCAUUCCUCAGCCCCGCCCCCUGGAGAGCAGCUACAUGGAGAUGAAGUCGCCCAUCCAGCGCGAGAGGUCAUAUGUGGAAAUCAGGUCGCCGCCCCUACACCCUGCCUCCACGGUUAUGGAACGCUGUACCUUGGGAAAUGUCACUGAGCAGGAGCCCCAGAAUCACUACGACCUCCCUGUCAACAGCCACAUCCCUGGCCACUAUGACCUCCCUCCCGUUCGCCGCCCGCCCUCCCCCACACCCAGGAGACCCCCCCACUGACAGUCCUCUCCCUUGACCAGUGGCCUUCAAUUUCCGCCCAGAGGACCCACUGUGUGUGCUAGUUUUCCUUCUUACUGCAAUUGCAACUCAUAAUAGUAAUAGAGCCGUUAAUUGUUCUUAAUUAGGCAAUUAAUGUCUACUGAAGGUUUAUUUACCAUCUUUAGGUCACAUUAUGUGAGAAAUAGCUGUUUGCCAUGAAGAAUAAAUAUUUAUUCAAUUGUAUGGACAUUUAAUCAAUCAGAUCAAUUCAUGCUCUAAUUUUUUGUAAUAUGCUGUUAUUGCACCAUUACUGAAUAGAUACAAUUGUAGACUCACAGGGGAAAUCGUUCCUGAAAGAAUGGUCUCCUGGUAAUUUAAACUAAACCUUUUGUGAAAAAUGAAGGGUUAAAUAAAAAGCCAUGCCUACAUUAUGUUGGUAGACACUGUGUAAGAACAAGUAGUUAAGAACAGUCAACAGCUCAUUACUGUUCAGGGUUGUAAUUAUGGUAGGAAGGAAAACCAGCAUACACAUUGGGUCCCCAGGACUGUGCUUGAAACCUACUGCCUUAGACCACUAGCAUAUGCUUAACUAAAAAGGAUCAGGAAGCCAAAAACUGUGGGAUUCUCUGAUAGUGCAACACUGCCACCUGGUGGAUGGAUUUCAGCCAUCAGUUGACAAAAACCUGGGAUCCAGAGAGGGCCGAGUGCAUUUAACAUGGAUUUGGGACAUACAGUGGUAUAUACAAACCGAAUUCAGUCAUCCAAUCAAUAUUUCUCUUUGACUUUGGGUCACAUUUACUCCUUAAAUUACCUUGCCAAAAAGUGUUUGUGAAGAAAAAAGAACACCUGAAUUUACUUGUAAAUAAGAUAUAGGGCAACUGUUCCAAGCCAAAAAAUGUUAUGUAUAGUUUACUUGUAAUUGAGGCAUGGACUCCUCUUGGCAUUUAAGUUGAAAUCAUACAGUGGGUUUGUAACCUUACAAAGCACAGUCAUGUUAAAUCAACUGAAAAAGUACUUUGGUCACAUUUAAACUCAUAUUAACUUUUCAAGUUGAAUUAACACAAUAUUUUAUUGUAUGGUUUCAUAUCACUUUAAACAGUUAAGUCCCUGGUAUGCUGUAGGUCCCAUAUUUUUUCAGGACACCUACACAACCUAAAGAAGGACAUAUUUUCAGAGCCUUAUUUGUGGAGCAGUGGGCAAAGUUUUGCUCUUCCUUCAGCUGUACCCUUGGUCAGAAUGUUAUUUGCUGAAUGUAACCAGCCCUUUCCUUGUAAAUAAUGUAUAUAAAAUGUUUGAAUUCUUUCA
This is a messenger RNA of Anguilla rostrata (American eel), 5139 nucleotides long. RefSeq names its product platelet endothelial aggregation receptor 1-like. The transcript has 23 exons. The record is from RefSeq and is a predicted model, not a curated record. NCBI's taxonomy places the organism in Eukaryota, Metazoa, Chordata, Actinopteri, Anguilliformes, Anguillidae. Gene Ontology annotation, molecular function: protein binding; scavenger receptor activity. The coding region runs from base 790 to 3855 and encodes 1021 amino acids.